Messenger RNA from Ooceraea biroi (clonal raider ant), 4072 nucleotides. Its product is annotated as pyrokinin-1 receptor. Gene Ontology annotation, molecular function: neuromedin U receptor activity. Gene Ontology annotation, biological process: neuropeptide signaling pathway. Gene Ontology annotation, cellular component: plasma membrane. Lineage: Eukaryota; Metazoa; Arthropoda; Insecta; Hymenoptera; Formicidae. The record is from RefSeq and is a predicted model, not a curated record.
AGGGGCGAUUCGGCAUUUUCACGCCAAAUCGAGUUCGACUUUUUGCCGGGCACGAUGUCACGCUCCGAUCUCGCGAUCUUGUGAAAGAGAGCAAACGCGAGGACAUCGAUCGUGCAUCACUGUGAUGCGUUUAUCCCGCUGGAUCUCCCUGGAGUCUCGUUGGGUUCUGAGCCGUCGUUGAACGGGGGUAUGGCGUUACACAUACAUCCCGAUAAACGUCUCUGAAGCCUCCGGGGCGCCUGACUUGGAGGCGGCGCGACGUGGAGAUCGGUCGUCUACGUCGCUCUACAUUCAACAACGUCGUGAAACAGCGCUCGGAAUCGCGAGUUAAGUGAUCUUUUCUCUGUCGUCGUUAUUUUAUCAGCCUCGUGAACGCUGUUUUACAAUUCUUCUUCAGUGAAACUUCAAUGAAGAGAGAGAGAGACACGACAGCGAAGGUUGACACGAGCCGCCCAGCUGUUCCGAAGCCUUCAAUGUCUGACAAGUUACGGACGUGACCCACUGACCGAGUCGAUUAGCAGCUUGGAGAACGCGCGUCGGUCGAUUGCGCGACCAAGGAAUUUGACGAAUGAGAAAUAUUCACAAGCUUUGGAGCAGGUCAUCAAUACUGACGAAGAACGAAUGGAGAAUAGAUGGAAAGAAACAGACGGCGAUCUAAAGAAGAGAUUUAAGCCAUAGAUCGCGGAAGGGAAGCAAGAUAAAUAGACCAACAGAAGGCAAGAUAAAUUCGGCGGCUGCGGUUUCCGGACGGUGCUGGGCGACGAUGUGGGAGCAUUAGCGGUCCAUUGGAGACAAUUAGAUAAUGUCUGGUGUUCCUCGGGCCGGAAGGAUGAUCCGGAGGCGAUCGAAAAUAGAGUUAUGUUCUCUCGGCGGUUUACGAAACGCUCGAGCCCAUGACAACAUCGUCGCGAAGGCGAAAGCGGAUUAGAACAUCGGCGCGGAUACUCGCACGCACUCGUGGAAAUAGUUUUUUACGGACGUGACGUCGGAGGACGGGUUCUAAGGUCUCGGUCGAGACUAGAAUGCAGAGUAGUGUGGUGCGACCUGGUCCUCGUCGGGAAGUUGCUGGAGCGUUUAAUUCGAUCGCUCAAGCGAGAAGCGCGAUCGCUUCGGCGAUGCCUCACGUGGCUCGUAAAUGAAAUCAAUCAUGUGCUUUGUGUGAAGUGGACUUUGUAAUUGUGAAAAUAGAAAUCCUAAGUCCGACUGAGAGACUUGACAGCUGAAGAUACUUCUUGGCGCCUGUCGAGAAAGUCUUGUUGAUGUCAACGUAAUCGAUGCACGAGUCAAGAUCUUGUACAUCUUCACGCAAAUUACUAAAGACAAAGGAAUGGUCUCGAAUCAGGGAAAAACAUUGACACAAUGUAUCGGAAUCCGACAGCAACGUCGCACGUGAUCCGGAAUCCCAUGGCGAACCUUUAUUAGGGUGCCGGAACCGUCCGAAGGACUCUGCAAUACCAUUCUUCGAGAUAAAUCAAUGUUAUCACUCGACCGUGUUGUCGACGAUGAGCUGAGUCAACCUACGGUCCCAGUCAGCGAAAAUCAAACAAGGUGGAAUUUUGCGCCCUUGUCCGUCCGAGUUUGAUCCGAAUUGGCGAGAAUCGAUCAUGAAGCUGCGAUUGUCGAGAACGCGAAGCCAACGAAUCUUUCCGCCAGUCAACGUCAUCAAUGUAGCUUCUCGCUCGUCGAUCCAACAGAAACGAUAAAGGAAGCGGGAUAUUAGCGAGCAAUGAUGAACGUCACGGCGGUCCUUCAGGAUCUGGGAUCCGCAAGGGGCGGACGGCUGAUGGGACCACGUUCCACGAUCGACAUCGCGAACGUCAGCUUUAUGAGAACUACUACGUCGCGAUACGAGAACUACUCCAGCGCGAUCGUCGCUUUUCUGAAAGAGGACAGCAUGUCGGAUCGCCGGGACUCUCUGUACAUCGUGCUGCCGAUCACCGUGAUCUACGCGGUGAUCUUCUUCACCGGCGUGAUUGGCAACAUCGCCACGUGUGUGGUGAUCGCGCGCAACAAGUCCAUGCACACCGCCACCAAUUACUAUCUCUUCAGCCUGGCGGUGUCCGAUCUGCUGCUGUUGAUCUCCGGUCUGCCACCGGAAAUGUACUACAUAUGGUCGCACUUCCCGUACAUCUUCGGCGAGGCGUUCUGCAUCAUCCAGAGCUUCGCCGCAGAGACCUCGGCCAACGCCACCGUCCUCACCAUCACGGCUUUCACUGUCGAGAGGUACGUGGCGAUCUGUCAUCCCUUCAUCUCGCACACGAUGUCGAAGCUAUCUCGGGCGGUGAAGUUUGUGGUGGCGAUCUGGCUGCUGGCGCUGUGCCUCGCUGUACCGCAGGCCAUCCAGUUCGGCAUCAUCUACGAUUACGCCGAGAACGACACUGCGAUUCCGGACAGCGCGAGGUGCUCCCUGCAGUGGACCUUGAUCGAGCAUGCCUUCGAGAUCUCGACUAUCCUGUUUUUCGUGAUGCCGAUGUCGAUCAUCACCGUGUUGUACGUGCUGAUCGCCAUCAAGCUGAGACGUUCCAGCCUGCUCACCGCCUCCGUCAACAAGCGGCAUCACGUACCCGGUGGACUGAAUCAGGACAGCAACAGGAGCAAGACGAACGCUCAGAGAAAUGUCAUCCGCAUGCUAAUUGCAGUGGUGGUAGCCUUCUUCAUCUGUUGGGCACCGUUUCACGCUCAGAGACUGCUGGCUGUGUACGCUCAGGGAAGAGCAUCCGAGCCGGAAGAUGCCCUGGUCUUAGUCUACACCACCCUCACGUAUGUCUCUGGAGUGUUCUACUAUCUGUCCACAACAGUGAACCCACUUCUCUACAACAUCAUGUCUAAUAAGUUCAGGGAAGCCUUCAAGUCGAUGUUGCCCAAGAACUGCGUCGGGAAGCGCUCGUCCCAUAGGAGUCAUCGACAGCCGACUUACAGCAGUCUGUCCCGGUACCAGAGAUCGAUGAAGCAUCGGUUCGAGCACUAUUCACCCUCGAUAUCCAUCAGUGAGGAGCAGCAGCGAUUGACGCACAUCGCGUUAACGAACGCGAACUCCUGCGGGCCAAACGGACUUGCGAAGUCACAGAGCGAGCAACAAAUACGACCCGCCACUAUCAUUGCAACCAGAGAAACAGCCGGAUGUCGGGAGUACGUCAGAAGUAUGUCCAGAGGAUCCAACUCCAGUCAGAUCACCAUGAUGACGUCGCUGAACAACGAGGGCAACAACAAUGUGGCCGCGAGCGAGUGUCUGCUGAGGAUACACAGAUCGCCAAAAGGCGUCACUUUAGCAGGAAUUCUCACGGGGAAGCUAAGCCUUGGCACGAAAGGGUUCUUCACGCACCACCGGAAGAACUCGGUGAACAGCGCGCCGAAACCAACGAAGACGGGAAACGCAGCAGUUGCAUCGCUGCCGCGAUUCCAGAGUCACCCGAGCAUCGAGAGCGCCAACACGAUCAGCAACUCCAGCCUGCAGGACCUCGACAAGACCGAAUUCACCGGCUCGGAGCUGGCGCAAUACAUGGCCGAGUUGAAUUGCGACCUGGUCACCUGACAUCCUUCCUACCAGGUGGAACGUCGUCUCUCGAGUUAGACGUCUCAAACUGAUGCGACCAACUCUCUGGAUGUGGAACCAUAGACUCGUGCGAGGUCUCUUCUUGCGAGAAUCUGAAGAGGGAAGAUACGAGAUUUGAUGUACAGUGUGUAUACAAUAUUAUUAUCCGUAACAUUCAAGUUUCAAGUCCGUGAAAAUGUACUGUCGGCGAUCGAAGACUCAAACAAACUGCAAAUUUAAUUGCAACACGCGGCAUUGCGUUGGAUCUGGAUUGGUUGGCCGGACAAUAAGCGAGACUGUUACGUCAGCGGGAAAAAAAUGAAUCGGUAAAAGUGUCGAGUGACGAACGUUAUCGUGUUGAUAACGUAACAUUGUAGCAUGUAAUCACGCGAUGCGGUCUGUCAAGAUGUUAAUGCGAAAGAGAACUUCUUGCUUAUUGUUCGUUGAUAUCUGUAUCUCGUGAUAAAGCAGAUUGCACAACAACGUGAUUUGAACGCUAAUUGCAAUCAAAGACUCAAAAUCAUCUAGACUCGCGAAAAA